This is a messenger RNA of Vitis vinifera (wine grape), 1662 nucleotides long. RefSeq lists its product as uncharacterized. Lineage: Eukaryota; Viridiplantae; Streptophyta; Magnoliopsida; Vitales; Vitaceae. Bases 95 to 901 code for a protein of 268 amino acids. The transcript has 3 exons. The record is from RefSeq and is a predicted model, not a curated record.
CCCACUAUAUAUACCUACACCCCUCAAGCCAAUUUUCUCCAGCAAGAGCCUUUUCUUCUUGGCAACACCUUCUUCUUCCUUCUUCUUCAAGAGGAUGGGGCAUCUUAUUGAAGAGAAGGCUCUUGGAGAUGAUCAUCAACGCGGGGACAGCCUCGAAGAGAAAAUCUCAUUGUUUUUUGAUGAAGAAGACGAAGAACUGGAUCGAAAUUCUGAAGGUGAUUGGGCUGAUGAUGAAGCUGCCAACAAUGAAUUGCAUGACCCCAUUGAGAGAAAAGAGUUCUGGGAUUCACAAGAGGCUUUGCUUCUGGAAAUAAUGGAAAGAUGUAAUUCAAUGGGUGCAAAGUUGAGGGAAGAGAUAGGGAGAGUGGUGGAGAGGGCAAGAGAAACACUAGUGUGCAGCUGCUCCAAGUCAAAUUCAGAUGAGUGUGCCCUUUGUUUGAGGAGGAGAGUGGUGGAUUUGCUUUGCCUCAAGGGUUUCUCUGCCUCUCUCCGUACUUCCAAGUGGAGGCACACUCACAAGUUCCCCGGAGGAUCACAUGAAUAUAUAGAGGUAAUGGCAAGCACCCCUGGGAGGAAGAAGCAAAUCCCAUUCCUUAUAGAGCUCGAAUUCCGAACUGAAUUCGAGAUGGCCAAAGCCUGCGAUGAGUACCGCAGACUCAUCGCCCAACUCCCCAAAUCCUACAUCGGAAAAUCCGACUACCUCAACGCCAUCCUGCGUGUGGUAUGCGAUGCCGCCAAGAGGUCCAUGAAGGAGCAGAAGAUCCACAUGGGGCCAUGGCGGAAGCGCAGCUUCAUGCAGAUGAAAUGGUCCGGUUACAACGACAGAAAACAGCCCUCCAAGGAUCAACCCUGGAACAAGUUUUCGCUGUCCGGCAUCACUGCUGCUGUGGUGGUUAAAUGAGGUGGUCUUUCCUCAGUUUUUUUUUACACUUCUUUCAGGCUGAUAAUAUCAUUAUAUCAACAUAAAUAGAAGGAGCACAUGCAAUGCAUGUAUACCAUAUAAGAAAGGCCGAUGAUGAGAUUAUACAGGGAAACCAAACCCUAGUGCAGAAGCACCAGUCAAGGGUUGCUAAUGUUGUAACUUGUGGGUCAGUUUUGCUAUAAAUCUUGGGGGGCAUAAAGUAGAUAUGAAGAGUGGUUUUUUGAGGGCAUUUCAUUUUUACAUCCAUAAAUAAGGGUAUCAUCAAGAUGUUCUCUUUUCCUUAUGAUAUAAUAUCAAGUUUAAUAUUCUUAGAAAAAUGAAAAAAAAAAAAAAAAAACACCAGGCACUCGUUCAAAUGAGACAUAAAUAUUGGGUAAAAACCAUAUGUUGACAUGAUUCACUAUAUGUUGACAUGAUUCAAAUGAGACAUACUCCAGCAGUACAAAUGAAGCACUAGAAACCAAAGAUACGUAUAGGAAGUCUCCUUGUCUCAUCUCCUUUGAGCCGAUAACCAGUUUUUCUUUUUCUUUCCCCUUUUUUUCCCUCCUUCCUGUUUCCUUCCAGCUACUGCAAUUUCAAAGAAUUUUCCCAGAAUCCAUUUUUGGCAGCCAGCGAACGCGUUUAUUCAGGACUUCCAUGAUGGUGAUCCUAAUGGUAUAUAAAACCUUUGCUAUGCAUUACAAAACUGAUUGAUUCAAGAAGUGGUCACUUUAGUAUUGGGACAAACCAAUGAUGACUUG